Fusarium pseudograminearum CS3096 is the source of this 3069-nucleotide messenger RNA. RefSeq lists its product as uncharacterized. The record is from RefSeq and is a predicted model, not a curated record. The coding region runs from base 1 to 3069 and encodes 1022 amino acids. NCBI's taxonomy places the organism in Eukaryota, Fungi, Ascomycota, Sordariomycetes, Hypocreales, Nectriaceae. Gene Ontology annotation, molecular function: small GTPase binding; tRNA binding. Gene Ontology annotation, biological process: tRNA re-export from nucleus. Gene Ontology annotation, cellular component: nuclear matrix; nuclear pore; cytoplasm. The transcript has 3 exons.
AUGGAGGCUCAGAUCGAGAACGCUGUCGGGAUCCUCUCCAACCCCACCUCCGACCGUUCCAUUAACGCACAAGCAUUCGAAUACUUGAACCAGCUACGGACAGAUCCCUCUGGAUGGCAAGCUUGUACAACCCUCUUCGCUCGAACCCCGCGAACAUUAGAAGUCGUCCGUCUGGUCUGUCUUGAGGUAGUCAACUAUGCCGUCCAUACACAAGGUCUUGACCAAGCAAGCCUUGGUUUCCUCAAAGACACUCUACUCCAAUACUGCCGCCAAACCUACGGCCCGAACGCCCAGCAAGAAGCCGAUCCCGCGCAUCUUCAGAACAAGCUCACACAGACGUUGACGUAUUUGUUUGUUUUCCUUUACCAGAAUGGGUGGGAAAGCUUCCUCGACGAUCACCUCGAGUUGACAGGCCUCUCCACAAACACCGACAAUGUCCAGGGUGUUAUUUUCUACCUUCGAAUCCUUGGUUCCAUCCACGACGAGAUCGCCGAUAUGCUUCUGUCACGGCAGAACAACGAAGCCAAGCGAAAUACAGAGCUCAAGGAUCAGCUCCGAGCCCAGGAUAUGCACAAGGUGUGCGAGUCGUGGAAGCAGCUUCUUACGCGAUACUCUACCAACGACACUGUCGUAGAACUCGUUCUCAAGGUCAUAGGCAAGUGGGUCAGCUGGAUGGACAUCGCCUUGGUUAUCAGCCAGGAUAUGCUUGGGCUCCUGCUGCCCGUAGUUGGACGGCCAAGCACUUCGGGUGAGGACAAGGUCCGUGACACCGCUAUCGACACCUUGAACGAGAUAUGCGGUAAGAAAAUGCGUUCGUCAGACAAGAUGGAGAUGAUCUCCUUCAUCAACCUUCAAGAAAUUGUCGAACAAUUAGUUGCCAGUCCUCCUCUGCGCGAGUUCAAGGGAACUUCUCGAUACGAUACGGAUCUGGCCGAAGCAGUUGCCAAAUUAGUUAACACGGUCCUCUCCGAUAUCGUACGGGCUCUCGAGGACAGCCAGAUCAGUGAUGAUACCCGCGCUAGAGCCAACCAGCAUCUCCAUGGCUUCUUGCCUUUCCUCCUGCGCUUCUUCUCUGACGAAUAUGAUGAAGUCUGCUCUUCAGUCAUCCCCGCCUUGACUGAUCUGCUCACCUUCCUUCGUAAACUCACUGUCGUUAACCAAGACUAUGGCGGCAUGCUUGCGCCAAUCUUAGAUGCCAUCAUUCGCAAAAUGAGAUACGAUGAGACUACCACCUGGGGUGAUGAGGAUGAGGUUACCGACGAAGCUGAGUUCCAAGACCUGCGUCGCAAGCUCCAGAACUUGCAAAAGUCCAUCGCUGCUAUCGAUCAGCCAUUGUACAUGGACAUGCUGAGCAACUUGGUCGCCACCACCUUCUCAACGCUCGACCAGCAGGGUUCGCGAAUGGACUGGCGGGAUCUUGACCUGGCCUUGUAUGAGAUGUACCUCUUUGGCGAGCUUGCUCUUCCCAACCAAGGUCUGGGAACCAAGAACCAGCCUUCAACCGAAGCCUCGGAGAGGCUGGUGGUUAUGAUGCAAAAGAUGGUCGAAUCUGGCAUUGCCAACUUCUCUCAUCCGGCCAUUCUCCUGCAGUACAUGGAGAUUUGCGUCAGAUAUUGCGUUGUUUUCGAAAACCAUCUUUCACAGUACAUCCCUCAAGUUCUCGAGAACUUUGUGCGCUUAGUGCACCACGAUCAUGUUCGUAUCAAGACCCGAUCGUGGUACCUAUUCCACAGGUUCAUCAAGCAGCUGCGUGCUCAAGUCGGUAAUGUUGCGGAGACAGUUAUCCAGUCGAUUGGAGAUCUCUUACCUAUUAAGGCCGAGGUCCCUGGAGACGACGCCGAUGAUGACAUGUCUUCAGACGAGUCCGAUCACUCCGCAGAUGCUCUCUUUACCAGCCAGCUGUAUCUCUUCGAGGCCAUUGGAUGCAUAUCCUCAACCCAGAGCACGCCCGCUGAUAAGCAAGCCAUGUACGCCCGAUCUGUGAUGGACCCCCUAUUCACAGACAUGGAAGGACACCUCCCACGAGCCAAAUCUGGAGAUGCUCAGGCAACUCUUCAGGUGCACCAUAUUGUGAUGGCCUUGGGUACGCUUGCCCAUGGGUUCUCAGACUGGACUCCUGGCCUUACGUCUAAUUCUCAUGGACCCCCUGACAAGGCCGUUUCCGAUGAAUUCUCCCGUGCAGCCGAAGCCAUCCUGAUUGCCCUGAACCAACUGAACUCAUCUGCUGAAAUUCGAACUGCUUGCCGAUCGUCUUUCUCCAAGCUCUUGGGUGUUCUGGGUGCCGCUGUACUGCCCCAACUACCACAGUGGAUUGAAGGUUUAUUGUCCCAGAGCUCAUCUAAGGAUGAGAUGGCUAUGUUCCUGCGUUUGUUGGACCAGGUUGUGUUUGGCUUCAAGUCAGAAAUUUAUGAAGUUCUGAACAUGCUGCUAACGCCCCUCCUGCAACGAAUCUUUGCUGGGCUUACAGAGCCCAUCGCCGGAACUGACGACGAAAUCCAGCUGGGUGAGUUGAGGAGGGAAUACCUCUCUUUCCUCCAGAUCAUUCUCAACAACGGACUUGACGGCGUUCUCGUCAGUGAGUCCAACCAGGGUUUCUUUGAGCCUAUGAUUUCGUCUAUUAUUGAGCUCGCCAAGACCCUUGAAGGCAACGUUACUAGCAGUAGAUUGGCCUUUACCCUUAUGAUGAGGAUGGCAUCCAUUUGGGGCGGACCCGACGUUGCCACCAUCGCGCAGAACCCAACAGCGCCUUCUGGUAGCCCCAAUCCUACUUUCCCUGGGUUUGAGCAGUUCAUGAUUGACCGAUUCCACUCGACCUGUUGGGAUGUUAUCAAGAACCCCAAUUUCCGCCCCUUCCAGGAUGCCCAGACCAAGCAAGUUCUUACGGAGAUUGCAGGUCUGGAGCAGAUUAUCUAUACCAAGACCGGCGAUGUCUUCAUCCAGGAGUUGCAGAACAACCUCUUCCCUAACCUCGGCGUCAGUGGUGACGACUUUUUACGAUCUCUUACGACAUCAACGGAUAAGAGACAAUUUGCUUCCUACUUGCAAAACCUGCUCAAGUCCCGACAGUAA